AUGCCGAAAUCAUUGGAGAAGACCCGCAAGAAGAUUGCGAAGAAGAAGGGCAAUAUUACAGCGCUGCAUGAGAAUUCGCGGGAUUCGCAACGUUUGCGAAGAGCGCAAAACAGAGACGACAAAUUGCUCCGAGUCGCAUCAGCCAGGAGAAAGAACGACAAACCAUUAGGUAAAGCCGUUGCCUGUUUUUGCUUGAUAUGGAGACUGAUGUAUUCUUCAGUUGUACGAGCUGCUUUCUUUAAAGACCUUGUUCAGGACAACGACUCCAAGCCAUUAGAACUGGAUGCGAUCCACUCCGCCAUUAAAACGUACUAUUCCCCCACCAAAUCGCACAACUGGCUACAAGAUCUGACAUGGCAUAGUUUCGUGCACCAAUAUGACGAAGAGUUUAAUGCACUGAAGAAGGAGCGCCGAGCGGGCAGACCCCCAAGCACCAGAGAAGAUCUGUUGAAGAUAAAAAUUGCAACAGACGAGAAGGAAUACGAGACCGGCUUCUACCUACCUGACCUUACGGAUGCAGACAAUACCGUGUUCUUGGAGAGAUGGGACGGCGACUGGUCGUACUUGUCUACUCUCAAAUGGGUCCGGAUAUCGAGCUCGGGGUUGGUUCAACCAGCAAAGUUUCCUCCCAAAGGUGAAUCAUGA
This is a messenger RNA of Lachnellula hyalina, 645 nucleotides long. It is a transcript of the gene TMA16, whose product is annotated as Translation machinery-associated protein. The coding region runs from base 1 to 645 and encodes 214 amino acids. NCBI's taxonomy places the organism in Eukaryota, Fungi, Ascomycota, Leotiomycetes, Helotiales, Lachnaceae. The record is from RefSeq and is a predicted model, not a curated record. The transcript is spliced from 2 exons. Gene Ontology annotation, cellular component: nucleus.